This is a messenger RNA of Helianthus annuus (common sunflower), 1963 nucleotides long. Its product is annotated as calcium/calmodulin-regulated receptor-like kinase 2. NCBI's taxonomy places the organism in Eukaryota, Viridiplantae, Streptophyta, Magnoliopsida, Asterales, Asteraceae. The transcript has 8 exons. The coding region runs from base 335 to 1600 and encodes 421 amino acids. The record is from RefSeq and is a predicted model, not a curated record. Gene Ontology annotation, molecular function: protein kinase activity; ATP binding. Gene Ontology annotation, biological process: protein phosphorylation.
AGAAUUUGGCCGGAAACUCUCCGGAAUCUAGGAAUCGCACCGGAAUGUGCGCCUGAACCAUCACCUGGAGAAUUAAAGCACAAUUUCUUCUACUUAAAGCGCAACUGCCUCGCCUCGCCUGAAAAAUGGGCCUAGGCGCAAGAGGCGAUGGCUGUUAACAACUAUGAUUCGGAUUCAGAAUUUUGGGGUCAAAAAACAAUAUGAUCGAAUCUCGAGAAGCAAGGAAGAAGUUGCUACAACAAAAGAGAAAUUUUUGGGCAAAUGUAAAAUAAAAUAGAACCCAAAGAAGUUUCUUGCAAGAUGUUAUCAUUGAUGCUACAAGGAGAUAAAAAACAUGAGUCAGAAGACUGAUUUAGUGAUAAUUGGAGUGUGUGUUGGUGUGGCUGUUGGCAUAUUUCUAGUAUCGCUUGUAUGUUUUGGUGUAAGAUGGUACAAAAGGCGUGCUCGUCUUAGAAAGGGUGCAAAUGACCAUGGUUCAUCAAAUCUUCCUAUACGCCAAAGCGGUUUAAACGCGAGUAAUGUAUUGAGUGAAUCUUUCUCAAGGUCUUUGAGCGUUAAAGUUUCAACUUAUCCUGCGAAAACUUCCCCACUAUUUAGAUGGAAAAAGAAAAGAAAUGAACAAUUAGUUUCAGCAUCUGGAUUACCAAGAUACUCUUACAAGGACAUACAAAAAGCUACAAAUAACUUUACAACCAUCUUGGGACAAGGGUCUUUUGGUCCAGUAUAUAAAGCCAAAAUGCCUGCUGGUGAAGUCAUUGCUGUAAAGGCUCUUGCUGCUGAAUCCAAACAAGGGGAGAAAGAAUUUCAAACCGAGGUAUCAUUACUGGGAAGAUUGCACCACAGAAACUUGGUGAAUCUAGUUGGGUAUUGCGUAGAUAAAGGACAACGUAUGUUAAUAUAUGAAUACAUGAGUAAUGGAAGCUUGGCAAGUUUUCUACAUAGUGAAGAAAAAGUUGCGUUGAAUUGGCAAGAAAGACUACAAAUCGCCCUUGAUAUAUCACAUGGAAUAGAGUAUCUUCAUGAUGGGGCGGUUCCACCUGUCAUACAUCGAGACUUGAAGUCUGCAAAUAUAUUGCUAGACCACUUAAUGAGAGCCAAGGUUGCUGAUUUUGGUCUAUCUAAAGAAGAGGUGUUUGAUGGUCGAAACUCGGGCCUUAAAGGCACAUAUGGGUAUAUUGAUCCAAUGUAUAUAUCCACAAACAAGUUCACAAUGAAAAGCGACAUCUACAGUCUCGGGGUCAUCCUAUUUGAACUCAUUACCGCCAUUCACCCUCAACAAAAUCUCAUGGAAUAUGUCAAUCUAGCAGCAAUGAGUUCAGAUGGGAUCGAUGAGAUUCUCGACAAGGAGCUUGUUGGUGAUUGUGACCCUGAAGAUGUAAGAAGCUUAGCACAAAUAGCACACAGAUGCUUGCAUAAGACACCGAGGAAACGACCUUCCAUUGGGGAGGUUUCCCAGGCUAUAACGAAGCUAAAACAGCGGCGGCUGGUUCGGGAAGAUAGUACCAUGUCAUUUGCGGGCGAAGAAUUCUUGGGGGUUGUCGGGUGCAUUGAGUUACAGGAGAAUCAGUUGAAAAAGAUGACCAGUAUAGCUGAAUCUUGAAAGAUUUGAAUAUGUUGUGUGUUUUAUAUAGAAAUGAAUCACUAUAUAUUUCUUUGGUCACUUUUACACAUCACUCAGAUAAAGAUUAGAAUGUGGAUCAAUCCAAGAUAAGGGUCUAGGGGUGUAAACAAGCCGAGGGAAGCCCAAGCUUGCCUAAGCUCGAGCUUGGCUCGUUAAACUUACGAGGCUCGAGUUUGGCUCUCUUUAAGCUAGCGAGUUAGAAGUAGCUAGAUUCAGACUAUUUAGGUUAAAGCUUUCAAAAAAUGAGGCGAAUCGGCCUCGACUCCUAAACUUUUAGCUAAACUUGAGAAGGUUGAAAGAUUCAGUUGAAUAGAGUUUCUCAUAGCAUCUGUUCAUACGAAA